Molecule: messenger RNA, 849 nt
Organism: Penicillium atrosanguineum
Lineage: Eukaryota; Fungi; Ascomycota; Eurotiomycetes; Eurotiales; Aspergillaceae
Exons: 3
Coding region: 1-849 (282 amino acids)
Cellular component (GO): cytoplasm
Source: RefSeq, a predicted model, not a curated record
AUGCCAGCUCAUCCCGAUUCCGACCUCCACCCUGAGGCCACCGGUGCUGCCAAGGCAUUGGUCGAACAGCACAGUGCCGAGCAGCCUCUGAAGUUGUAUGCGGGGUGGUUCUGCCCAUUCGUUCAGCGAGUUUGGCUCGCCCUAGAAGAAAAACAAAUUCCCUACGAAUACAUCGAAGUCAAUCCAUACAACAAGCCAGAGUCACUCCUGUCUCUCAAUCCGCGAGGUCUAGUCCCGACACUCUCAUGUCCAUCAGACCCGGAACCUAAACCACUCUACGAGUCCACUGUGAUCCUGGAGUAUUUGGAAGAAGCAUACCCAAAUCACAACCCCAGCUUCCUACCAAAAGAGCCAUACGAUCGUGCCCAUGCCCGCAUCUGGAUCGACUAUGUAACCUCUCGAAUUAUUCCCUCGUACCACCGGUUCCUGCAAUAUCAGCCCGCCGAGGGACUCAGACUCACCGAGAACGAUGCGGGGCUAGAGCAGGCCCGGCAGGACUUCCUAACCCACCUGAAAGCCUGGACAAGAGAGAUGCAUCCAGAGGGGCCUUUUUUCCUUGGUUCGGGCCUUGCUCUGCCGGAUCUUGUGCUGGCACCGUGGGCUGUGCGAUUGUGGUUGUUUGAUGAGUUCAAGCAUGGAGUGGGGAUACCCGCCGAGGGGCGUGGUGGCGCUGAUGAAGAUGUCUGGAAGAGAUUUAGGAAAUGGCUUGGUGCGAUUGAGAGCAGGAAGAGUGUGAGAGAAACAACCAGCGAGAAGGAACACUACCUGCCCAUUUAUAAGCGGUAUGCGGAUAAUGUUGCUCAGAGUGAGAUGGCGAAGGCGACUCGAUCCGGACGCGGCGUUCCGUAG